UAGUCAUAUUACUAUAUUAUUUCUUCCAUAGAAAAAACAAUUAAUAUAGGGAUUUUAACAUUUUCACAACCAGCUUGCUCAAGCUACACCGAACGCUGCUUCGAAAAGAUUGAUUUGUAGCUGAGGUAAGUGCUUGGUGUUAAUCGGCAAUGGCAGAUGGCCAAGAAAAUGAUAAGAAUAUUGAAAUAUGGAAAAUGAAAAAGUUAAUCAAAGCCCUACAAUCUGCCAGAGGAAAUGGCACGAGCAUGAUCUCUCUUAUCAUACCCCCUGGUGAUCAGAUAUCUCGUAUUACCAAGAUGCUGGCAGAAGAAUACGGUACUGCCUCAAAUAUUAAGAGCAGAGUAAACCGUCAGUCUGUGCUUGGUGCAAUAACGUCUGCCCAGCAAAGGCUUAAACUGUAUAACAAAGUUCCUCCUAAUGGAUUGCUGCUUUAUACUGGAACUAUAGUGACAGAUGAUGGGAAGGAAAAGAAGGUCACCUUUGAUCUUACACCUUUUAAACCCAUAAAUGCAUCUCUCUACUUAUGUGACAACAAGUUUCAUACAGAACCUCUGGGUGAAUUAUUGGAAUCUGAUGAGAAGUUUGGUUUCAUUGUCAUGGACGGUAAUGGCACGCUUUUUGGGACCUUAAGUGGCAACACACGAGAAGUUCUUCAUAAGUUCACUGUCGACCUCCCAAAGAAGCACGGAAGAGGAGGUCAAUCAGCUCUUCGAUUCGCUCGUCUUCGAAUGGAGAAACGUCAUAACUAUGUGAGGAAGACAGCAGAGCUUGCUACUCAAUUCUUCAUUAAUCCAGCCACUAGCCAGCCAAAUGUAUCUGGGCUAAUACUUGCUGGAUCGGCUGAUUUCAAGACCGAGCUAAGCCAAUCUGAUAUGUUUGAUCCGCGCCUACAAGCAAAGAUACUUAAUGUGGUCGAUGUGUCCUAUGGUGGGGAAAAUGGUUUCAAUCAGGCAAUCGAGCUGUCUGCUGAGAUUCUAGCUAAUGUGAAAUUUAUACAAGAAAAGCGCUUGAUAGGGAAAUUCUUCGAGGAAAUCAGUCAAGAUACUGGAAAGUAUGUGUUCGGUGUGGAUGACACAAUAAAAGCUUUGGAGAUGGGAGCUGUUGAAACUCUUAUUGUGUGGGAAAAUCUUGAUAUAAACCGGUAUGUUUUGAAAAAUAGUGUGACUAAUGAGAUUGUCAUUAAGCACCUAAACAAGGACGGAGAGGCUGAUCAAAGCAACUUCAAGGAUCCUGCCACAUCAGCUGAAUUGGAGGUUCAGGAUAAGAUGCCCCUGCUCGAGUGGUUUGCAAAUGAAUAUAAAACUUUUGGUUGUUCGCUUGAGUUUGUUACUAACAGGUCUCAAGAGGGAUCACAGUUUUGCAGAGGAUUUGGUGGCAUUGGGGGAAUCCUUCGUUACCAGCUUGACAUGCGUUCCUUCGAUGAGCCAUCUGAUGAAGGAGAAUACUUUGAGGAUUCUGAUUAAGCCAAUUAUUUAUGUCUACUAAGUCCAGAUAAUGAAUGAGAGAUCUACAAUUGGUGGAAGUUUUUCGGCCAGCAUUGCAAUGAGGUUCCAGCUGUCAUUCUUAAUAUAAGUUAAUGAGUAUUUGCUGUUGUAAACUUUUGCUUGUUUUUUCUUUAAAUGUGGAACAGAUUUCUUUCGAACAAAUGUGAAUUGAAGGCGACUUCUUGAUUGUUUUAUCAGCCUGUUUGCCAUA
Messenger RNA from Nicotiana attenuata, 1695 nucleotides. Its product is annotated as eukaryotic peptide chain release factor subunit 1-3-like. Gene Ontology annotation, molecular function: translation release factor activity, codon specific; sequence-specific mRNA binding. Gene Ontology annotation, biological process: cytoplasmic translational termination. Lineage: Eukaryota; Viridiplantae; Streptophyta; Magnoliopsida; Solanales; Solanaceae. Bases 150 to 1463 code for a protein of 437 amino acids. The transcript is spliced from 2 exons. The record is from RefSeq and is a predicted model, not a curated record. Gene Ontology annotation, cellular component: translation release factor complex; cytosol.